This is a messenger RNA of Andrographis paniculata, 1642 nucleotides long. RefSeq lists its product as uncharacterized. Lineage: Eukaryota; Viridiplantae; Streptophyta; Magnoliopsida; Lamiales; Acanthaceae. The record is from RefSeq and is a predicted model, not a curated record. The transcript has 4 exons. Bases 22 to 1473 code for a protein of 483 amino acids.
UCGUACUCACGAAAUACACGCAUGGACCGAUCUCCGAAUUCGCCGAUCGUCCUCUCAAUCGAAUGCCUAAACGGGAGCUGCAGAGCCGGCGAGUGGACAGGAGACAUGCUCCAGACCGGCGACAUAGUGGACGAGCUGAGGAUCGGCGGCGUAAUUCUCCGGCCGCCGUUCAAGCAAGGCAAAUCCGGCGUUCAGAAGGUUCUCCACACCUGCUUCAAGCAGAAGGAGACUUCGAUUCGGGUACGGGUCAGGCGGGGCUCCGAAUCAUUCGCGGAGCUGCAGGCGUGCAUCGUGCCUGCCGGCGGCGGGCGGAGGAAGUAUGUUCUCCGGGCGAUUGAUGACCCAAAUUACGCCGUCGGAUUCGUUGAUCGGACGGAGAGCGAUUGCCUGAAUUUGCAAGGUUCGAAAAUUUCAAGAAUGAUGAGUGCAUUGGAAGAGAAUUUAGUAGACGAUGGUUACGUGUCAUAUCCAUGGGAGAGGACGAUGAAGACGAAGCGGAUGUUCAAAUCUAGCACCUUCUACUCCAUGCUUUUCCUCCCGAAGGCCUCUGGUUCGAGUUCAGCCCAUUACAACGACCUCGACGACACCCUCGCCCGCGCCCACUCUUGGUUAAAUGCUUCGCAGGCGUCGGGUGCUCCCAUUGUCCUCAUCAACUUGCAAACCGAGUCCCUCCUCGCUAAGAUAUCGGGAGAUGGCGCUUCUUCUAGGGUGAAUGAUCAAUCAGGAUCGCUCUCGAUGCUCGGGAAUGCAAGCUUAUAUGGUUUCGAGGACUACCAUGGAGUCGACAUUGGCGUGGUACGAGCCAUCCGGCUAUGGUUCUCCCCUCUAGCCGGGGAAAUCCCCGUCGAGAUUGCAAUUAAAGAAACCGAUACAAAGCUCGGGUUUGCCAUUGGCCAAACCGAAGAGGGAUUCGUAUACAUAUCCUCCGUCGAAGAAUCGGAAUCUGACGGUGGAGGUGGCGGUGGUGGAGCGCCGCCGUCGUCUCCAUUGGCGGCUCUGAGCAGUUUGUACAAACAGACCUCCCUAACGUCGAGACUUCUGGUGGUGUCGCGGAUAUCCGGCGUGAAGGUGCUGCCGUCGAUGGUCUCGCCGGCGGGAGCAAUCCGGUGUUUUGACACGGCGGCCCUCAGCCGGAGGCUCUCCAUGCACCGCCACGUCGGGGUGCCGAUUGUUCUGCACGUGUUUCUUUGGGACAGGAGUGUGGAUUGGCCGAAUGCCGGCAGGAUUAGGGCUCCGGCUAUGUCGACUGCCCUGCCGCCGUCGCCGCCUAAGCUGCCGCGGCAGCUGAAUCAGGUGGUGCCUUUAUCUGUGGAAGACGGCAAUGAUGACGGCUCCGACGACGACGAGGAUAGCGACGAUGACGACUAUGUGAUCAAUAUGGAUGGCGGCGACGAUAUUACACUGGAACGAGACGCCGCCGGAGAUUUCUCCUUCACGGUACACAGAUUUGCUGUUGCGGAUAGUUGGGUUUGAUUACAAUGUCCGUUUUACAACGCUUGAUAUUUUUCUAUUUUUAAAAUAAUUGAUAUAUCUUUAUUUUAUAUAAAAUUUAAAUAUAUUUAAAUAGAUAUAAAUAAAUUUAAUUAAUUACAUAACAUAUAAUAUUAUAACAAAAUAUCUAUUUUUUUAUUUUAUUCCGUUU